AUGUCGGAUCCCAAGAAAGCUGCCCGUGACCAGACGGCUUACCAGCUAAAUCUUGCAGCCUCCUCUGCGCAGUCCCUCAAAAUACAAGGGGAAGAAUCUGCCAGAAAAAGGGGAAAGUCUUUUGAACCACAGCAGAUUAGAAUUCCCAACCCGGAAGAGGAGAAAAGGAUGAAUAAUGCGGCUGAGGAAUCACUGGAGAAGAGGAAUCAUGUCACUGAGAACAUUGCCAAGUCAUACAGGGAGAGCAGCUCUUCCUGA
This is a messenger RNA of Penicillium bovifimosum, 258 nucleotides long. RefSeq lists its product as uncharacterized. Lineage: Eukaryota; Fungi; Ascomycota; Eurotiomycetes; Eurotiales; Aspergillaceae. The transcript has a single exon. The record is from RefSeq and is a predicted model, not a curated record. The coding region runs from base 1 to 258 and encodes 85 amino acids.